Molecule: messenger RNA, 417 nt
Organism: Lactuca virosa
Lineage: Eukaryota; Viridiplantae; Streptophyta; Magnoliopsida; Asterales; Asteraceae
Source: the annotation of a GenBank genome assembly
AUGGCAACCAAUCAUCAAGCGGUGAUUGAACACAAUAACUGCGGGGUGAAAUCUUGCGACAAGAUUGAUCGGAUGGCAACUUGGUUAGGAAGCAGCGUCGCAUCAGCGUUCUUCGCUUCCCUUGAACGCUGUUCUUGCAUCAAUCUCGCCACCUCUCACGACGAUUUUGACGAUGAUGAAGAAGCCAAAGAUCGUCCCCUCAUGCUCACCAAACCUGUAAUGUUCGCUGAUGAUUCCCCUCACAAGCUCAACCCUCUCUUUGAGUUUGGAUUAUUGGUGGUUCAUUUUACUGUUGUUGUUUCUUUUAAAUCUAAACUGGGUGUGGUUAAGGGUUCUAAAAAUCUGGGUGAUCCCAGAUUCUUUGAUCAUUCUGAAUUUGGUUAUGGGGAUCUUGUUUUGGGUCAAAGAAACUUAUAG